Molecule: messenger RNA, 1704 nt
Organism: Maudiozyma barnettii
Lineage: Eukaryota; Fungi; Ascomycota; Saccharomycetes; Saccharomycetales; Saccharomycetaceae
Exons: 1
Coding region: 1-1704 (567 amino acids)
Source: RefSeq, a predicted model, not a curated record
AUGUGGUUUAUAGCUUUUAUUUUAGUUUUAUACAUAUCAAUCCAAUGCGAAGCGUCACAAUCUAGUGGGGGAGGUAGCGGCAAUUCUGGUGGGAAUUCUGAUAGUGGAAUUAUAGAAAGUCGCCCUCCACUGCCUUUAAACUGUUCACCAACUUACCUUGAAAAGAGAAAUGGGUUGACAGCUAAGUUUUACACAUACGUAUACCCUGAGUACGCCAAUGCAAUGUCUGAUGAAGAUUUUAUAUUCGGUGGGUAUGUAAAUUAUGCUCAGUACCUUGGAACUGUUUCCAGUGUUGAGGACGUCAACUUUUUCCACUUUUAUGGAACACAACAUCUUGUAAUCCAGGAAGGUCAAAUAAAUGGAUUUGACAUCACCAUUUCUAACUUUACAGUGGAAUAUGAUGGAUACUUCAUUCCGAAAAUAAGUGGUGAUUAUGUCUUUACUAUUGGGCAAACAGAUGACGCUUCAUUAAUAGAAAUUUACUCCAGUGAUCUAGGUAAAUGUUGUCCUGAUUAUGAGGAUGAGCUCACGUCAAUUUUGUCUCUUCAAUAUUAUAAUAACCCGACUAUUCACAAUGCCACUAUAACAUUGAUACAAGAUACUUAUUAUAAAUUCAAAAUCGUUCAUUUCAAUAGAGAUGCAAUUGCGAUUCAAACUAUUUCGUUUACAGAUCCAAAUGGAGAAGUCCAUGACACUUUUGAUGGGUAUGUUUUUGAUGUGACUCAAUUCACAUGCCCUCCAGUUUUGGGAAGCACAAAUAUUGAACCCUCCAUGAUAGCAACUGAGACUACGGUGUCAAACACUGAUGUCUUUACAACAAAAGUAUCAACUGAAACCGUACUGGGUACGACUACCGACACCCCUGUAUUUACUAGUGACGAGAUUACAAUAACGGAAACAUUUCCUGUUAUUAAUAAUGGUAGUACAACUUUCGUUACGUUGACCGAAACCUUACCAGCCGUCAGCAUUGAAACUACGGCAACCUCAACUGGAACGGAGAAUUUUGGAAGCUUAACUUUAACAGAAACAAUUUUUCUCACCUCCAAUCAUACUACUGAAACAGAAAUCGUCACUGUUGAGGUUCCUGUACCACCUAAUGAGACCACUAUUGUAGUAACAUUCACUACAACUAAGGUGAUGACUCCGAUAUCUAAUGAUAUUGCUACUCCAUCAUCAGGUAUAACAUUUAGCUUGUCGUCGGCUACUACAGGAGAAACUACCCAAUCAGAGGUAGAGGAAGAGGUAGUAAUUACAGAUACGAUAACUAUUACGUAUACUUCAGCUAUAUACGUGACUCCGACUAAAAUCGAAUCAGAAAUUCAACCUAUAAAUGGACAGGAGACAGGUGGUGGAUCUCCUGGUGGAGGUCCUGGUGGAGGUUCUGGUAACAGCUUUGAUAUCACUGUGACAGCAACAGCAGUGAGGGGAUCAGGUGGUAGUGAGAAUGGUAGUUCACCUACUGGACCUAUAUCUGCGAUUACCACUGUUAAUAAUUUUAAAGGGACGCCUAACGCUUACAAUGAUCUGACUUCUCAAGGUAACCUAGGGCCACAUUCACGUACUUUGGCAGCUGUUAGUAGAGAUCCUAAAUCCUCAGGCACAGCUGUUGUAUCUCUCGCCGACGCCAACAUAGGUAAUAACCUUUCAAUAGAGAGUAUGGCCUCCGCAACAAUCUUUUUACUUCUGAAUUAUUUAUUACUAUAA